Molecule: messenger RNA, 351 nt
Organism: Perkinsus marinus ATCC 50983
Lineage: Eukaryota; Perkinsozoa; Perkinsida; Perkinsidae
Product: succinyl-coa synthetase beta chain, putative
Exons: 1
Coding region: 1-351 (116 amino acids)
Biological process (GO): succinyl-CoA metabolic process; tricarboxylic acid cycle
Cellular component (GO): succinate-CoA ligase complex; mitochondrion
Molecular function (GO): succinate-CoA ligase (ADP-forming) activity
Source: RefSeq, a predicted model, not a curated record
AUGGUCGAAAUCAAUCCCCGCGCUGAGAUCAAAGAUGGCCGUGUUACGGUAUGUGACGCUAAGGUCAAUUUUGAUGACAAUGUGCAGUUCCGGCAGAAGGACAUCUUCUCUCGAAGAGACGCUAGCCAAGGGGAUCCCAGAGAGGUUGCCGCCUUUGAAUGGGAUCUCAACUACAUUGGCUUGGAUGGUAGCAUCGGUUGCAUGGUCAAUGGUGCUGGCCUUGCUAUGUUGAAAGACAUCACCAUUUCAGGUGUGAAAGAUGAGGCUUUCGCGUUCAACAUCUUCUGCGAAUCACAACGCAAAAGUUUUGAACUUGUCAGAAACAUGCUAAGUAUCCACGCUGUAAUGUGA